This is a messenger RNA of Musa acuminata subsp. malaccensis (wild Malaysian banana), 757 nucleotides long. Its product is annotated as profilin. The record is from RefSeq and is a predicted model, not a curated record. Gene Ontology annotation, cellular component: cell cortex. Lineage: Eukaryota; Viridiplantae; Streptophyta; Magnoliopsida; Zingiberales; Musaceae. Gene Ontology annotation, molecular function: actin monomer binding.
AUUUACGACCUCCUCCCCCAUUCCUUCGUUCGCGCCUAUAAAUUGAUGACCGGAGUCAGCCUCCUCCCUCAUCCUCUGCUUCGGUAAUUCUCUCGCGAACCGAAGAAGGGGGAAGGCGAUGUCUUGGCAAACGUACAUCGAUGACCAUUUGAUGUGCGACAUCGAUGGGCAGCGCCUCACCUCCGCCGCCAUCGUUGGUCAUGACGGCAGCGUCUGGGCCCAGAGCGACUCCUUCCCUCGGUACAAGCCUGAAGAGAUUUCUGCAAUUAUGAAAGACUUUGAUGAACCUGGAUCUCUUGCUCCAACUGGUUUGUACCUUGGUGGAACGAAGUACAUGGUUAUCCAAGGUGAGCCAGGAGCUGUUAUUCGAGGCAAGAAGGGUUCCGGUGGUGUUACCAUCAAGAAAACCAAUCUGGCUUUGAUCUUUGGAAUAUAUGUUGAGCCAAUGACCGCUGGUCAAUGCAACAUGGUAGUGGAGAGGCUUGGUGACUAUCUAUUUGAUCAGGGUUUUUGAAUUUGACAUAUGGAGCUUGAAUCCUUUCUCGGUUUGCCGUCGGUCUUAAAUCCUUUGCUGUGGGCUUGCAGUCUUCCUGAAAUUACAACCAGUGCUGAGCAAUAAUGAGCUUGAGGUCCUGUUGGAAGUUUUGUUGAAAUAGAUAAUGUUAUUUGUCUGUUCGUGUGAACUCUGUGUCUAAGACCUCUCUUUAUAUGGUGAAUGCUAUGUUACAUACUAUUGGUGGGUAAACAUUACCACAUC